CGUAGCCAGCUCGCACGGGGGGGCCGCGGGCAGCGCCGCGCCCGCCCGCCGCCGCGGGGUGAGGGCUCCCCGGCCGCCCCCGCCCGGCCAGGCGCCCCGCCGCCAGCCGGCUCCCUGGUACCGGGGGCUGCUGGGGUUGUGUCCAAGGCCUCCCCCUCCCCCGCGUACACACUCACACACACACACACACACACUCACACUCACACACACUCACACACACACACACCCCAUCUCCUCCUGCCGCCGCCGCCGCCGCCGCCGCCGCCGGAGAGAUCGGGGAUUGCCCGCGGCCCGGCCCUGCUCCCGGCUGCGCCCCGUGCCCGGGCGCAUCGCACCCCGCGGGGGCUCGCCCGGCUGCCCCCGGGGCGGCGUGUGCGGGGCGAGGGCUGUGGGAGGGCGGGGGGACACACGGCGGCUCCCGCGGCGGCUCCCGAUGGCUCGUCCGCGGCCCCGAGAAUACAAGGCUGGAGACCUGGUGUUCGCCAAAAUGAAGGGGUACCCGCACUGGCCGGCCCGGAUUGAUGAACUCCCUGAAGGAGCUGUGAAGCCUCCAGCAAAUAAAUACCCCAUCUUCUUUUUUGGGACUCAUGAAACUGCAUUCCUGGGGCCCAAAGACCUUUUCCCAUAUAAAGAAUAUAAAGAUAAGUUUGGGAAGUCGAACAAGCGAAAAGGAUUUAAUGAAGGCCUGUGGGAAAUAGAAAACAACCCUGGAGUAAAGUUUACUGGAUAUCAGGCAAUUCAGCAGCAGAGCUCAUCAGAAACUGAAGGAGAAGGAGGAAAUACAGCAGAUGCCAGCAGUGAGGAGGAAGGUGAUCGGGUAGAAGAGGAUGGAAAAGGAAAAAGAAAGAAUGAAAAAGCAGGCUCAAAACGGAAAAAAUCCUACACUUCAAAGAAAUCCUCCAAGCAGUCACGGAAAUCUCCUGGAGAUGAAGAUGAUAAGGACUGCAAAGAGGAGGAAAAUAAGAGCAGCUCUGAUGCUGGGGACGCAGGCAAUGACACAAGAAACACUUCUUCAGAUUUGCAGAAAACCAGUGAAGGGCUUGUGAGAAGAGCAUUGGACCAACAGCACGCAGUCUGAAGAAGAUGGGCUUCAUCCUCCCCGCUGUGCAGCGCAGGAGCUGCGUACCCGCCGCUUCGCCUUCCUGCGGGGCCAGCCAAGCUCAGGACGUUUAGCUGGCCAUGAGAUGGCGCCAGGAGCACACCAAAAUGAACCGGGGUGCAAACCUGCGCCCUCCCCAAAAAGGUAGGGUGCUGGGGUCUGCGUGAGACUCACACCAGGACAGAGUUUGUUUCAGAAUGACUUGUAGAAAGGUACCGUGAAGGCAGGGAGACAAGAAAAACAAAGUUCAGAGCCCUGAUCUCGAGGAUAGGCAUGUUUCAUUCCCCUGGUUUUCCCACUGUGACCAGCUGCUUAAAAGAUGCCUGGUAGUGGAGGCUGGGAAGGGCUGUGGAAGGCAGGUGGGCAGAAGGCUGCGGGCUCAGCUACCCGGCUUGUAGUGCUCCUCACGGGCUGCGUCCUGGAGAGCCUUUGGCUCCUGUGCUCUGCACCUCCCAGGUCUCUGACCAUGCAAGAGUUGCCUAAAGGACACAAGCAGCUUUUCUCUUAAUAAUACUACUAAUAAUGAGGUAGUGAUUGUGUUUUAUAAUGCCUGGACUGCAGGCUGAAGACUCAUCUCCGCUCUUCAGAUCAGAGGGAACCUUGCCUUUUAAUCACACAUUUACCCUCAGCAUUAUGGGGAUCUUCUCGAAGGGUUAACAGCUGAAAUCAAAUGAUUGCAGGAGCAUCUUCACCUAUAUUUUUUAAUGAAAUUUCUAACCUCCAGGUGGUAGAGGAAAGCUUAAAAAUGAGAAGUGAUGGCUUCCUAAAGACUCAAACCCAGAGCAAAUAAAAGUACUUCCAAAGCUAUGAUAUUUUUUCAGCCAAUUUCAUACUGUUCAAGGGCUCAACUUGUGAUUUUUUUUUUUAUCCCUGGGGUUGACAAAGCUGCUUCUUUUCUUAUCUCCAUCCCUUAGUUUCUCAACUAUUCUUGAGGACUACAGGCACUCUCAACAGAAGAGACAUUAACUUCCUCAGACCAAGCCACAGUUUAUAAUUGCAUCCUGCCACUCCCUGUUUCUCAAGCUCUUUCCCUCACUUCUGUUCUUUGGCCGAUUCCUUCCCCAGAAAGAUGCAAAGCCUGAACUUCAGAGUUUUAUUAUCUAAUAUUAAUUAACUAAUAACAUAUUAGCUAAGACAGCCCAUCCCAGAGUUUGCUCAAGUCAAGAGUCACAGAACCCCCCCAUGACAGUCCUUUGCUGUUAAAUACUAAAUUGUUUUGGCUUUCUCAAAAUAUCACAUAAACAGAAUAUUCUAGCAGAAAGGUAUUCAUGGCUCUGUGUUGUUUACUUUCUAUGGUACAAAAUUAGCUCCUAAAUCAGUGAAUUCAUGGCAGCAGAUUUACAUUCCACAUUUAUAUCUCCAGUGACUUGUGUGUUUGGUUCUUGGCUGGUUUAACUCUGAAUCUUUAUAACUGAACACCUAAGUCGCUUUUUACUUUUACUCUCUGGAUACCCAUAUAAUGACAUUUGAAAGCUGGCUGUAGUCCCUGCCCUGUAGAGAGUAUUUGAAUGUUAAGGUCAGCACUCAGGGUAUGUGGCAAGUUUUUCUUUUGGUAUUCAUUAUUUUAGUUACAGUCCAGACAUUGUGUUGGUAAAUGAGGCAUUCUCUUUGUGUACAGAUGCAUGUGGUUGCCUUUCAGGAGGUGAAUGAUUUUACUGAGCCUUUGAAAAAUAAUACAUUUGUUGGAAGUGAAAUACAUUUUUUAGUUCCUGGUACAGCCCGAAUAUUAAAGUGGGGUAAAGGACUGUGAUCUUUUUACUCACGCUGACAAUCAGUUACUAACAUGGGAGUCAGUGGAUCUAUUUGUGGAGGUGACUGCUUGCCAGCAUGAAUAAGGGGAUCAAAAUCUGGUCCAAAAUUACUGCCAUCUGAUACUAUUGCAAUUGGGAGAACAUAUUUAAAACAGCCUGUGUCCAGGACAUAUUUUUUGUUGUGAUGUUCCUGUGGGGUAGCAACAAUUCCAUUUACUGCUGUGAAAGACAAGUGCUAUGGCCAAACCGGCCAGAGUACACAGGUUCACUGUGUCCUUCUGAUGUGGUUUUGAGAUGUUUGGUUCCUUUGCUCUUCCUUCUUUACUUCUCAAUAACAUUGGUUAGGCUGUACAACAGGUUUGGGGUUGUAUCAACAUUCAAAGCAUAGUAUUUAGGGCUCUAUUCAAUGUAAAAGCAUUUAUGUGGGCAUUUUUCCAGAAAAUGAAAACAGGGUAUGUAUUUCUCUCUGAUUUGUUUUCUGCCAUUUGAGGUAAGUUAAAAUCUACUCCUCCAAAAAAGAUAACAUUUGUAAAAAUGUGUUUAACUAUUGCACAGUAAAAAUUUCUAUGUAAAAAUCAAAUAGUGGCACACUCUCUGGUGUAAAGAGUUGUGUUGUCUGCUGCCUUCCUAGAGUCAGGAUAACAGCACCGCUAAGUAAGGCAAUGGGACAUAACUCAGGAGAAACAUAAAUGUCUGAAUGCAAGUUGAGAUUAAAGCAGCCAGUAUAGAUGAAAUACACUCUUUGCCUCUCUGCGUACAUUGAAUCCUGAAACCAUUUUGACCUCAAACCAACAUGGAAUAACAAUGAUCGUACAGAGCAAGUAAAUAAUUAUCCUUCUGCCCAUCCAGCAAGAGCUUUUAAAGUACAGGAUGGCUGAGUCAGUUGCCAGACACUGUUGAGGGAGGAAUUUUCAGUGCCAGAAAAAACAAGGCAAUUUGUGGAUUUAGUUUUUUUCCCUGCUCUGUGUUCUCUGUCCUUCAAUUUUAGUGAUGGCUGAAAUUGUGCACUUGAAUCAGUCAGAUUCCCUGCUGUUUCUUUUGUGUGCAGUAGCAUUGGACAGUGCGGCACACGUUGUGCCAUAUCUUACAGUAAAGCUGAGAGACUUGUUCAAACAAAGAUGAUGCGAGUUUAUCUGUUUCUGAAGAGAUGUGAAACCAUGGAGACCGUGGAAACUGCUCAGCUCUGCCGCAUCUGCCGCGGGAGCCUGGCAGCGGGAGCCUGGCAGCACGUGCUGCCAGGGUAGGGGAAGGAGCCGAGGUCCCUGUGCAGCCCCGCUGACCCCGGGGGCUGCCUGUGUCUGGGGAGAAGAGAACUGCUCGCUGCUGGGGCACCUAGGAGUGUGCCUAGGAGACAAAAUGUGUGUCGCACUGGAAGAUGGUACUGGAAACUGAAAAUCCUAGAGGAUGAUUUGCAUACCUGGCUCUUUGUUGUCCCUCCUGUUCCACACUGUGGCCCAGUGGACCUAUCUGUGAGACAGUGGGGAGUGGAAGUAUUAAUAUUCCCAGCACCCCACGUAGGAAUGGUGCCUACCCAAUCUUCUGGCCUUAGCCCAGAGGAGAAUUGUUGUUAAUAAGUGCAAAGGUUUCAUACUCCAAAGGGACAGCUUUCCUUACUGGGUCUGAGAGUCAUACCAUAGGGACCGACUGUUUCACCACCCAUCCUGCCUAUCAGUGCUGGGUAGCAGCUGUCAUUAAGAACUUUAGCAGAAGGCAUGGUUUGAUUGACUAAUCAUUUGUAGUUGUUUUAAUGGGUGUCUGCACUUCCCUCUGAAGGGAAAGAAACGGCAGUGAAUCCCUCCAAGCCACGUCUCCAAAGCAUCUGUAAGUACAAUCUCAUUGACUCUUAAACAGGAGAGAGGUCAAUGGAAGUGUGGUGCUCUGGAUGAGCAGUGCAUUGUUACAGCUUUUGGGGGGAGGCAGGGCUCAGGCAGUUCCUGCAAGCCAUCAUUACAUGCAUGAGGUUUUUAUAAUAACCCCUUAUCAUGUGUCAUUAGUCAGGACGUACCAGGACCUCCCACACGGAAAGUGCAGGUUUCCAUUACUUACUGUUGGCAAAGCCCUUGUCGUAGGAGAGAAGAACCGCACUGAACAAACACGGCCCUUAGUUCAGAGGUGCAGCAACCAGACUGGGAUCCCAGACUGCUGUGUGGGCACUCGUACGCUCUUUCCCUCUUGGAUAGAGAAGCAUAGUCCACUAUAGCCGUGGCAUCACACACAGCAGGUAGGAUGGGCCAGAGGGGGGAGAGAGCGUAGGCAGCAAACUGCUAGUGCAGGGAUGUUAAAAUGUCUUCUUUUCAUGUUUUCCUCCGGAUCCUGUGUAAAAUGAAAAUUCCAUCAUCCCCAGUGGAUUUAACCUGUACCCCCUCACUUAUUCCCUGAUGUUGACUUUUUUUCUUGGAUGAACGAUCACACCAAAUACAGUACUAAUUCCUUCAUACUGCUUGUGUGUUGUGUUUCUUUCCGUCUGUCAGGGUGUGGGUGGACAAGCAUUCACGCUCUGAAUUCUUUACAAAGGAGAAGGGAUGCCUGGCUCAGGGUUAGGUAGUCAUGUAGCAUUGCACGUCGUCAUGUCGCUGGACAAAAGUAUUGUGUCCCUGUGCCUGUAGGUGAGUUUUGCUAUCUCUGUUUAAUAUGAAGAAACGGAGACUUGGAGACACUUGCCAUGAUCACAUGAGGACACUCUGAUCCUGUUCCCACUAAUGUCGGUGGAAGCAAGAGCUGACCUUGACUCAGUCAUGAAGUGGGAGUUUCUUCCUUUUCUGUCAUCACCUUACAGUGAACUCCAAGCCAAACUGUUUCCUUUUCAGAAGCAACAUUCAGAUACGUUAGCUAUGAAAACUGUUUAUCUUUCUUCAUGCCUGCUGAGUGUUCAUUGUCUGAAUGAAAGGGUGUUCUCAUCGCAAGGCGUUCAGGAAUACAGCAGUGCCUGAGCUUUUGCAUGAAGCGUAUUGGUGAUUUAGUGUAGAGGAAAAAUGCAAAAUUUGGUUGUCUAUGAAGUAUACUACAAAAUUCAUAACUAAGUGAUUGGGGAAAACAAAAAACAACCCACAUACAUGACUGGAGCUGCUUAUUUGAAUAAACCCCUGAAUGUUUACUUUUAAACUGUGUUCUUUAAUAUUUUGUAGUGGCAUGUUUAGCUGAUUUAACGUAAGCAGUUUUCUCUAGAAAAAAAAUCCUGUUCAAACAGACCAGGUGGUUACUUGUACCUGUGACUUUGAAGUGUGGGAAUAAGGCAUUAAUUAUAUCAGGUUUGUUAUAGCAUGCUUUUUCUUACAUUAAAUGUGAUAUUUUUUUCUCUCUCUCUUUCAGACUUAACCAACAUAAUGACUGCUGAAUAUUAAGG
Messenger RNA from Aquila chrysaetos chrysaetos, 6193 nucleotides. It is a transcript of the gene HDGFL3, whose product is annotated as HDGF like 3. Gene Ontology annotation, molecular function: double-stranded DNA binding; transcription coregulator activity. Gene Ontology annotation, cellular component: nucleus. The transcript has 6 exons. Bases 434 to 1078 code for a protein of 214 amino acids. NCBI's taxonomy places the organism in Eukaryota, Metazoa, Chordata, Aves, Accipitriformes, Accipitridae. The record is from RefSeq and is a predicted model, not a curated record. Gene Ontology annotation, biological process: regulation of transcription by RNA polymerase II.